Phragmites australis (common reed) is the source of this 2241-nucleotide messenger RNA. RefSeq names its product replication protein A 70 kDa DNA-binding subunit B-like. The coding region runs from base 149 to 2017 and encodes 622 amino acids. Lineage: Eukaryota; Viridiplantae; Streptophyta; Magnoliopsida; Poales; Poaceae. Gene Ontology annotation, cellular component: nucleus; DNA replication factor A complex. The record is from RefSeq and is a predicted model, not a curated record. Gene Ontology annotation, molecular function: single-stranded telomeric DNA binding; damaged DNA binding. Gene Ontology annotation, biological process: double-strand break repair via homologous recombination; meiotic cell cycle; nucleotide-excision repair. The transcript has 12 exons.
AACCCCCGAAGCGCUGCGCCUCCAGCCACCUUAUAAGCGCGCGCCUCCGCCCCUCGCCUCGGCAGCUCGACGCAUUCCCGCCGCCGCCCGCACGAAACCUUUCACCGAGAGAAUCGACAGGGAGGGAAGGGGAGAGGAGAGCGCUGAAAUGGAGGCUGCCAAGUCGGUGACGCCGGGCGCCGUGUCCCUCAUCCUGGCGAACCCGUCGCCGGACUCCGCCGCCGACGUGCCGGAGAUCGUUGUCCAGGUCGUCGACCUCAAGUCCAUCGGUACCCGUUUCACUUUCAUGGCGAGUGACGGGAAAGCGAAGAUCAAGGCGAUGCUUCCCACCCACUUCGCGCAGGAGGUCCGCUCCGGCAACCUCCAGAACCUCGGGCUCAUACGCAUCCUUGAUUACACCUGCAACGCCAUCGCCAGCCAACUCGAGAAAGUCUUGAUUAUCACCAAAUGCGAGGUUGUGUCCAAAGCGCUCGACGCCGAUAUCAAGAGCGAGAUCAAGGAAGAAGAGGAGCAUACGAUUGUCCUGAAGCCCAGGGAAGAAGGUGUGGUUGUGUCCAAACCCAUAAGUGCUCCCCCGGUUGUGCUGAAGCCGAAGCAGGAGGUGAAAUCCGCGUCCCAGAUCGUGAACGAGCAGCGUGGAAAUGCUGCUCCUGCGGCGCGCCUGGCCACGACAAGAAGGGUCCAUCCUUUGAUCUCCCUGAACCCCUACCAGGGUAACUGGAUCAUCAAGGUGCGGGUCACAAGCAAAGGCAACCUCAGAACUUACAGGAAUGCCCGUGGAGGAGGUUGUGUCUUCAAUGUUGAGCUCACUGAUGAGGAUGGCACCCAGAUCCAGGCCACCAUGUUCAAUGAGGCUGCGAAGAAGUUCUAUCCGAUGUUUGAGCUGGGGAAGGUCUACUAUGUCUCCAAAGGAUCACUUAGAAUCGCCAACAAGCAGUUCAAGACUGUCCAGAAUGACUAUGAGAUGACCCUAAAUGAGAGUGCUGUUGUUGAAGAAGCUGAAGGGGAAACUUUUAUUCCACAGGUGCAAUAUAACUUUGUCAAGAUUGAUCAACUAGGAUCAUAUGUCAAUGACAGGGAGCUAGUAGAUAUUAUUGGUGUUGUUCAGAGUGUGUCGCCCACACUGAGUGUUAGGAGAAAGAUCGACAAUGAGACAAUUCCAAAGCGUGAUAUUGUUGUAGCAGAUGACUCUGGCAAAACUGUUACUGUUUCUCUUUGGAAUGAUCUUGCUACCACUACUGGUCAAGAGCUCUUAGACAUGGUUGACAGUUCGCCUGUCAUUGCAAUAAAGAGCCUAAAAGUAUCUGACUUCCAAGGUGUGUCUCUUUCAACUAUAGGCAAAAGUACACUUGUGAUUAACCCAGACAUGCCUGAGGCACAGGAGCUUAGAUCAUGGUACGACACUGAAGGCCAGGGUACUUCAAUGGCACCAGUUGGUGCAGAUAUGGGUGCAGCACGGGCUGGUGGCUUGAGAUCCAUGUAUUCUGAUAGAGUUUUUCUGACCCACAUCACCAGUGAUCCUACUUUGGGUCAGGAUAAGCCUAUGUUCUUCAGUUUGAAUGCCUUCAUAAGCCACAUCAAGCCUGACCAGAACAUGUGGUACCGUGCUUGCAAGACAUGCAACAAGAAGGUGACUGAAGCUGUUGGAUCUGGAUACUGGUGUGAAGGAUGCCAAAAGAAUGAUGCUGAGUGCUCGCUGAGGUACAUCAUGGUCAUCAAGGUUUCUGAUCCCACUGGUGAGGCAUGGGUCUCCGUCUUCAACGAGCAUGCAGAGAGGAUCAUUGGCUGCAGCGCGGACGAGCUUGAUCGGAUCAGGAAAGAGGAGGGCGACGACAGUUACAUUCUCAAGCUCAAAGCAGCCACCUGGGUUCCUCAUCUGUUUCGUGUCAGUGUCGCGCAGCACGAAUACAUGGGCGAGAGAAGGCAACGGAUCAACGUGAAGAGUGAAUCACCGGUUGACUACGCAGCUGAAUCCAAGUACCUGCUCGAGGAGAUCGCAAAACUUACUGCUUGCUAGAUGCAGUGUUUUUAGUGAAGGAUGAAGGAAUGGCUCGAGAUGUUUUGCUAUCUCAAGGCAUUGAGAUGUAACUUUAUAUUGUGUCAAGUAGGUGCUCAUUGGAUUUAGGGUUUUUAACCCCUCUGUAAUAUAUGUAGAUGUUUGCUUUGCGUGAUUUCAAGCAACCAGAUGUGUUGGGCAGUGUAGUAUGAUUCCUUGACAGUUCCAAUUCCAUAUUAUCGACA